Engraulis encrasicolus (European anchovy) is the source of this 1465-nucleotide messenger RNA. RefSeq names its product protein LBH-like. The record is from RefSeq and is a predicted model, not a curated record. The transcript is spliced from 4 exons. Bases 171 to 509 code for a protein of 112 amino acids. Lineage: Eukaryota; Metazoa; Chordata; Actinopteri; Clupeiformes; Engraulidae.
GUGCAGCAUCUCUCAGUGCGAAAGGAACUGGAGCGAUAUAAACGCACCGUGGUUUGGAGGUGUCGACAAGACUAUUUCCUCAACUGUUGACGAAGUAAAUUCGUACGUCCUGGUUGUGAUUAAGAUCUUGCUCGGAGAUAUACGAAUCGAGGCUAUACUAGAAGUACAGUAUGACGGACGUGAUAAACAGCAGAGAGCCCGGUCGGGAGGACUUCAGCGUGGAGGGGGCCAGUGGAGAGCAGGGCAUCGCCUUCCAGAUCUUUCCAGAUAGCCGUGAACGCUACCCAAAGCUGUCCAAGCGCCUACCAUCCAUUGUAGUGGAGCCGACGGAGGGGGAGGUGGAGAGCGGCGAGCUACGGUGGCCCCCGGAGGACAUGAGGAGCGCAGACGCAUCCCACAGACCCUCACACGCGACCAGCAGCCCUCCAGGGCAGAGCGCAGAGGGGCAGAGAGAAGGUGAACAGCAGACUGGUGAGGAGCCAUCCGGUACUGCGCAAGACUCCAACUGAAGAGGACAAAUCUCCACACUACCUCCCCCCACAUGCUGAAAACUAUCUCUCUCUCUCUCUCUCUCUCUCUCUCUCUCUCUCUCUCUCUCUCUCUCUCUCUCUCUCUCUCUCUCUCUCUCUCUCUCCACCUCGCUUUCAUAGUCUCGACUUACAUGCACAGUAACAUAUUGAAUGAUAUGCCCGUAUCAGUAGGCCUAUGUUUUUUCCUCAACGCACUGAGAACCAACCAGUUGUAAUACGAUUUAAUUUCUUUUUUCGGAUCUAGUCACUAUACUAAUGCACCUUCUGUGUGAUUUUGGUGAGGUGAACAGAAGUGACAUAGAUCAUGAAAACUCCUUGUCAAAAGUGCUUUGGGCAUUUUCUCACAAGAGUGAAGCAUCAAAUAAUGCGCUUCCUGAUCACGUCAUGUCAAGCCUAAUCAACACAAGCUGUCCUGUAAAUGCUUUGCUACUCAUGGACAUACCGAAGGACUUAGGAAAUUUGCUCUCAUCAGUUUUAUUCAAAUUUUUCCUGGAAGCAACUGAACUUCCUCUUGGAAAAUACAUUUACCAGUAAAUCCUCAAUUUGAACUCAGAGAGUCAAACAGCGCAUAUGUAACAAAAAUAGCUACAAUAUAGGCCUACCUCAGUUUCAAAAAAGAAAACAUAACCCUUGCUUAUCUUGGGCUCACUUGGGAGGCCCCUAGAAACAUGUGGAAAGCUGAGACUCUCUGUUAUCUGUCCGUAGGUUUCACAAAAAAUAAUUAGUGGCUGUUGAAAAAAAGUGUUGAAAAUAGAAAUUCUGGCUACUGAGUGCCAGGCACAAACACAUGCAUGGCAUUCAAUGUGUUAACUGUUGAGAGAGACCAACACCAAAUGGCUCUUCCUACCAUCAUCCUCCCCUCGGUCCUCACUGACUGUGUCGCCGAAUGCAGAAAUAGCGCAUAGGCAAGCAGUGCGCACACACACACACACACA